GAUCGUACAGUACCAAAACGCUGCCACGCUGUCGCGUCAGUUGGAGGUUGAUCACGAGCGAGAACGGAUGUGACUGACGGUGACGAUCGUGUUUGAGUUGAAUGUAGGAUUGUCGCGAUCGCGCGCGCGUAUAUGUGUGUGUAUUGCGAGAGCGUAUUUGGUGUUCCCUAAAAUAGUUUAUGUGAGACUUUGUGUGAUUGAGUGACAGUUAAUUGCUUAAAUUGCUCCGCUUUGAUGAUUAGCUGGCGCAAAAGGUGAAGAGGGAGUCGUUUUUGUGUGUUGUGGGUGAAUACUUUGUGCGUGUAAAGUGUACGAGAGCGAGGACUGUCUGUGCGUGUGUGUUUGUUAGUGGGCUGCCCGGCAAACUAUGUCCGGUGAACGUUCGGCCAACUCUCCAAUGCUUAUACUGGACAUUAGUGGAGCCGGUUCCGGUGCUGCACCUUCCAACAAUUCACCCUACACGAUGAAGAAACCGUCCUCCAACAACGUUUCUCCAGCAAAGCUGAAAGAGGAACAGUACGAUGAGGCAGACAAACAGCACCAGCAGCAGCUGCAACAGAGCCCAUUGGGUGUAAGAUAUCAUGCCGCAGCUCAUCAGCAACAUCUUCAAGUUCGCAAUCUGCCCGAUCUGCAUCCAAUCCAUCCGGCCACUGGUGGACAGCAUCGAGAGCCUCAUGAUCAGGACGGCCAUCAGAACCCAGAUUUUGGUGUGCUAAUGUCCCAACCGACAUCCACAAACGCACCAGCGGGAGAUGUCCCUACCUCGCACCCGGUUUACUUUUACCCAACCUCAGCGCCAACGGAGACAACGGUCAACUCGCGCGUUGCCUUUCCAAUGCUCCAGAGCUACGGCGUCCAGAACGUGCUGGAGCAACCGCAAACACAGCCAGCGCUUGACACGUUGCCCUCCAUCCUGGCGACUUACUCUACCUCCUGCGAGAGCGCUAAGAAGCGCCGAAUGCUCGAUGCGGACUAUGACUACGAGUUUGAUCAGAGUUCGCUCAGCCCGGAUGGUUAUCAGCCGGAAAAGCGGACGCGCUACGACACAAACUACGGUGGAUGGGCGUACGCUCCAGGGACGCCUGUGCCGCAGGAGUACAGCCACUCGAACGGCCCAAUCGCUUACGGUGGUAGUGAGCUGCUAAUGUCCCGUGCUAAUGGAACGCACGGCGGACAAGCCUUGAACGGGCUGGAUGCGGAUGAAUCUUCCUCCAAUGGGUCGUGCAAUGUGACCGGAUGCCACUGUGAGACGAUCCAGAUGAAGCCGAUGAUGUACGUAUCGGAAACGGCUGCUACUUAUGAGUCAUCGGGUGUCGUUUACUACCAUCCAGCUGGUCAUCACCAUCAACAUCAGGAGCAGAUACAAACGAUCGUACCUACUCAUGCCCCAAUCGAUACGACACCAACCCACAGCCCGAUCGGUGCCGACAGUUCCCUGUCCGUGUGUUCCGGCUCUCCCCUAAAGCUGGACGAAUCGAGCUGUUCGGUGGGAAAGUACGGGCAGGAUCGAGCACAACCAACGACCGUCGCCAUGCUCGAGCCUACGGCUGGUGAGCAAGCAAUCUCCCCUACCAGUACGAGCGGUGCAGACCCACAGACCGUCGGUUCCGUUGGUGGAACCAGCCGCAAACCACGCGCCGGCCGUAUCCGGAAGCGAAGCGUAAAGGAAUCGGUCAGCUAUCAGGAGGUCCAGAGCCAGCGGGUGAUUGCGAACGUGCGCGAACGGCAGCGGACGCAAAGCUUGAACGAAGCGUUUGCUUCGCUGCGCAAAAUCAUUCCAACGCUGCCGAGCGACAAGCUGAGCAAGAUACAGACGCUCCGGCUAGCUUCCAGGUAUAUUGACUUCCUGUACCGGGUACUGUCCAACAACGAGAUGCCGGCGAUGCGCGAGGAGCACAAAAAUAUGGCCGUUUCCGGUGGCAAUCUGCAGUUCAGUGGCAGUGGCAUACUGGCCCACGAGAAGCUUAGCUAUCUGUUCAGCGUUUGGCGAAUGGAGGGCGAUUGGAGCAACGGAUCGGCCGGUGGCGAUGGUGUGGAGAUGGGCGAGAGUGGUGAUGGUGGUGGCAAGGAAUGACUAGACGGGCGGUUCCGGUUUCGAUGAAGCCGGAACUACAAAGACAGGAGGUACAAAUGGGAUGGGCGGAUGAGUGCCUUUUAUAAUAGUUGGUAAGGUAUUAUAACGUUUAACGUUACGAUUUCGGUUUCGGACAGGAUCGAUUCUGUGUUCCAUUACCUCGAAUCUUCGCGAUCACGUGCGAUGCGGAGUGGAAAUGAGGGUAAAGUAAAGUAUUAUACGUUCGUAGGGGAGAGAGAGUGAGAGGAUGUUGACGCUCUUUUGAUUUGCUUACAAUCAUUUGCUACACUCUCCAAUAGUUGUACAAGGCUUAUAAAAAGUCAGUGUGCGAGAGAGAGAGAGAAAGAGUGAGAGUGAGAGAGAGGUUAUCACUGUGCAAAACAAGUAACGGCUAGUUUCCAAAGAGCAUAAUAAGAUUAAAUAGAGAUACAAGUAAAAACAAGCUAAAUCCUCUCCAUGACAUAAACGAACAAACUAAAAUGUGAGGUAAAGAUCACAGAAAAAAGGAAGUAAAAUGUUUAGUAAAACAAACACGGAAAAAAGAAGAACAAGAGCUGCAAAACACAGGAAAACAAAACACAUUUCCAUAAGAUUAAGAGAAGAGUAAAAUAAGUUAAAUGGAAACUUAAGUAUAACAUAUGAACAUAACAUGAGCCAAACGAAAAGGUUUAUGGCACAUGUAAAUUAUGUCGUAUAACAAUUGUCGUAUAACAGUUGUCGUAUAACUACUCUAUUAGAGUUGUUCUAUUAAUUUGUUUAGUGUAGAAAAGCACAAGUUUAUAUUCCAACUGACUAUUCCUAUCUUUAUGCAUUUACCUAUCUUGUUUACUGCAUCUCAAUCGACCCAGUUCGGCCUCGACAUUCGAACGGUGGACAUGAUUGAGCUUGGAAGUAGAACAGACACACACACAGAGGAAUUUGGCUCGUAACUUGCUGAUAUACCUCGAGUAUAUGAAGUGCAUAGUUAUAUUAAGACCGAUUCAAUGUUCUGUUUGUGUUCGUUUCCAGUUCUUUUAAUGUACAGUUAAGUUUAAUGGUUUCAAUUCCUACAUUUUCAAUGUUUUGUAUAGAGCUUAAGUUUUUGUUUUUUAAUGUUAUUUUUUAGCUUUUAAUAAGCUUAGAAACUAAUUACUAUUAAAUGCUUUUGAAUCAUAAGAAUCUUCUACUAUACAAGCCACUUUCGAAAGAGUGCCACGUAUGUAUCUAGAAUCGUAAGCAGAGAGAAAGAGAGAGAGAGAGAGCAAACGUUUCAACAGUAAGCCCAGCUCAGCCAAAUUCCAAUCGAAGCUAAAUUAGUGUCUUAAGUCAGCAAUAGGUCAGCACAGAGCCGCGGUGGCGUGGUGUGAGUUGCGAUUGCAUCAUCUCCGCCCCGACCCCCUUAUGGCUACAUACACACUUGCCACUAUUCCGAACACAGUGCGAGAAUAAACUACCUAAAUGGGAUUUUAAAAAUAA
Molecule: messenger RNA, 3529 nt
Organism: Anopheles gambiae (African malaria mosquito)
Lineage: Eukaryota; Metazoa; Arthropoda; Insecta; Diptera; Culicidae
Exons: 2
Coding region: 368-2074 (568 amino acids)
Biological process (GO): developmental process; regulation of transcription by RNA polymerase II
Molecular function (GO): protein dimerization activity; DNA-binding transcription factor activity, RNA polymerase II-specific; RNA polymerase II transcription regulatory region sequence-specific DNA binding
Source: RefSeq, a predicted model, not a curated record